Molecule: messenger RNA, 5991 nt
Organism: Alligator sinensis (Chinese alligator)
Lineage: Eukaryota; Metazoa; Chordata; Crocodylia; Alligatoridae
Gene: ZNF518A
Product: zinc finger protein 518A
Exons: 3
Coding region: 460-5082 (1540 amino acids)
Biological process (GO): regulation of transcription by RNA polymerase II
Cellular component (GO): nucleus
Molecular function (GO): DNA-binding transcription factor activity, RNA polymerase II-specific; RNA polymerase II transcription regulatory region sequence-specific DNA binding
Source: RefSeq, a predicted model, not a curated record
CUUCCCUUGUUUUUGUUUUUUAAUAAAGCACUUUUCAGUUUGGGAAUCGUUUUAUAGCUUUUCCCAUAGUUUGACUUUUGAUUCUUGAGGUUUGGGAGCUGGUGGGGAAAGGGACCCAAGGCUGCUCUGUGUAACAGUAUCUGCCGCUUCUGGCCAGCGGGGCAUGUGGAUACCACGGUUAGAAAUACCGAAGGAACUGAGAUAAGAUCCUUCAGUCCAGUAUUUGUCCUCACUGUGGCCAAUUCCGAGCGUUGUAUAAGCACCCUUUUUUCUUCCACGUGAAAGAUGUUGAGAAGGCCAUUGAAGAAUGAAACCUAAUCUUGUUUUAAUAUGGUAAUUUUUAAAAUGGGGAAAUUCGUAGAAAUCUGAAGAGGUUUCGGCACAAUAGUCUUGUCUGCUGCAUAAAUUAAGAAUAAUCUCUCAACCUACCUAAAACAGAAAAAGGGAUGUUUUAAAACAAUGCCAUCCGAAAAAGACCUUUUUUUUUGUGGUACAAAAACAACUCUGCUAACAGAUGAUGCUGCAAAGGAACUUUCUGGAAAAAAUGCUGUGGAAAAAGCACUAGUGAAUGAUACUUUAAACAUAAUGCCUGAACCAGCAAUUUUAGAUGUCAGUUAUUCUUACAAACUGAAAAAUGUGAAAAUUGAUUUACCCAAAGUGAACAUUCCAAAUGAAGUAGUAUUGAAACAUGAAGUUGAUCGAUAUAGAAAACUGUUUCAGCAUAAACAGCAAACUGCAAGAAAGUCUUUAAGUCAAGAAACAGUAAAUGGAAGUAACUUAAAUUGUUCAGAGGGUAACAACUUGCAAAGGAAACCAGAAGUACAAUUUGAAGAAGAGGGGUUGAAAACUACAGCAAAAAUACUGAAUUUCACCUGUUCAAAAUGUAGAGACAACAUUAAAUAUAGCCCAAAUGAUCUGCAGAAACACUUUCAACUGUUACAUCAUGGAGAGUUGCCUUCAUAUCCUUGUGAAAUGUGUAAUUUUUCAGCUAGUGACUUUCAGUCAUUUAAACAACAUCGGCGGACCCAUCGCAGCACUUUAGUAAAAUGUGAGAUUUGUAAUGAUGAGCAAAUGUAUACCUUGUUGGAUUUGACAAAACACUUCACAUCAAAGCAUUGUGUAAAUGGUCACUUUCAAUGUGAAACAUGUGGAUUUUCUACCCAAGAUGUGGGGACAUUUGUUCAGCACAUUCAUAGACAUAAUGAAGUUCAGUUUAAAUGUGGUAAAUGCCAUCAUGUAAGUUGUACAAAAGGGGAGUUCCAGAAGCAUCUUCUUGUUCAUACUGGUUCAUUUCCUUACAGUUGUCAGUAUUGCAACUACAGUGCAUCACGAAAGGAUUGCCUUUUAAAACAUGUCAUAGCCUUGCAUAGAGAUCACUUAUAUGCAAGAGAGAAACUGGAAAAGGAUAAAUGUGAAAAGGGAAUUGUAAAAACUCCAACAGGGCUAAAACUUGUUUUGAAACGGUACAAAACAGGAGCAUCAAAGAAGGCGCUCUGGAGACGGAAGAAAAUUAACCAUGGACGUGACAAUACUGGGGAGAGAAACCUGCAAGUGCUUAGAAAUAUGAACAAAAUUCAACCCAACUCUGAAGAGGCAAUCCAGUAUGUAAAAGAUCUGCACGUGAGUGAAGAAAAGGAUCAUGUUAUACUUAAUGAAAAGCAUAAUUUCCAAAGUGGAACGUUGUCUCCUACCACUGCACAAUAUAGUAAAAUAGAAGACAGAUCAAGUUUUAGUUUGGGAUUAUUGAAAAACGCUGUUCAUGGACCUACAGUGCUGAUGGUGAAAAACAAUAAAAUAUCCGUUCCAGCAAACUACAGUGCUAAGUUCAUGGGAUUUAAGAUGGUGGAUGGAAAACAACAUAUUGUAAUAAAACUAUUACCAACAAACAAACAGAACCUGUGUUCAUUGCCACAAAAAUCUGAUGGGGUUAAAGAUGGCUCAUCUGAUUCUUUACUACAGACUACUGAUGCUUUUGGCUUGUCUUCAAGUACUACAUCAUAUGUGACUGAUCAGCCAACCCCAAAGAAUAAUUCUGUUCACACAUUAACCUCCUUUCCACUUUCAGUUCCUGCCUCUCAUUCAGGGAAACAGAGAACAGAAAAACAAAAUAACUCUUUAUCAUAUGGUAGGAAUAGUUCUCAGAUUGUAGCACCUCCUGAUGUAGUAGUGGGAAGAAGUUCAGCUCAAUUGCCAGUGAAGCUGGGUUCAGCUGCACCUCCCUGUGACUUGAAGACAAAAGUUGGAACUAGAAAUAAUGUUCUGUCCUGGGGGAAUUGCAUUGCUCACAGUCAUCCUCAGGUAUUGUCUCCCACGAUUACAAAUACACUUCACUAUGACCCCAUGAAAAUGCCCUUCCCUAAUGAGUUUAAAAUACAGAAUGGUGGCGUGCACAGUAACAGUGGAACUAAUCAUCUUUACUGUUCGUCAGUUGAUUCUUUUAACCAAGGAUUACCGCCUUUUCAUAAUUACUCUAAAAUGAACAUAUCAGACAAUCCUGCAAAUAUUUGGAUGUCAACAGAUGAAAAAUCUCAAGAAGUCGCAUAUGGCAAAACACUUGCUUUGCAAAACAGCUUGAGAAGUGAAUCUGUAUCCUCAUUUUCACAGCUGGUAAAGGGCUUAAAUUGGGAAAAAAAUGUGCCAUCCCAGUCAAAUAUUGAUAGAAUUUAUGGAUAUGCAAACACUAAGAAUAAUUCUCUACCUUCAAAAAAUGAGUCUGAAUGCGUUAAUGGUAGACAGUGUUUUAUGGAAAAACAGUACAGUGGUGACAAACAGUAUUUGGACACUCACUUAAAUCCAGAGGUAGAAAACAUAGCUGAGAGGUCUAAGGCAGAACAUGUUUCAGACUGUAUUAAUUCAUCUCUCAUGCCUAAGAUCACAUCGGUUUUCUCAUUACAAAGUAAGCAGGCAUCUAAUUAUUUGUCCCCUGAAGUAAACCAGUUAUUACAAGAUGUGUUAAAAGUAAAAACAACUACUCAGCAAGAAUCUCACAGUAAGUUAAAUAAGUUCAUUAAACCUCAUUGUGACCAGUCAUUGUCGAGUCAUCAGCUGGGUACUAAAACAUUUACACACUUAAAAGACUCAGUAAGUGCAUGUAGUUUACCCAGUCUUCCAGCUAAUGCAGAAAGAGAGCUGAAUGUGAGAAGUAGCAUAAGAAAUGAAGGUAAGGGGAGGACACCAGUGAUUAAUACAGAAGAAAUAGAUAACUUAUCUAGAAUUGUUGGUGUUGAUGCGUUGCUAAAAAAUCACACAGACGCAAUCAUAACAAGACAGUUGAUAAAAGACAGAUUGAGGUCUACAGCCCAAAAUCCUAGCAGCUUUUCAUCAAUUCUUCCAGAACAGAAGAAAACGCUUUUGGUUCAGUCACCUCCAGCAGGAUAUUUUGUACCUUUGCAUCUUGCUAACCAGCCAGGAUUACAAGUUGUUUCAGGAAAAGCUCUUCCAUCAACCAGUUCAUCUGAUAUUCAGACAAAUAAAGGUAUACCUGCAUCCUUUGUUUUAAAUAAAGGACCUGGAAUGAUACUGACAUUUAGUGGGAAAUUUGGAGCAGUUGCAAAUGUCGCCAGUGAUAGUUCUCAGGUUUUGGAGAGAGUUGCAUCUAAAGAGUCUAGUAAAAUAACACCAUCUUCAAAGACGGAUGCAAAAAAUAAUAGUUUUAGAAACCUUCGGAAUUCCUGUAGCGUUAGCAAUGCACCUGAUGGGGUAGUAAAUGGUUCAUCAAAUAGUAUGCCAUUCAGAGAGCCUCUUGUCAUUACAAAUUCACCUGAUUCAUCUGUGAAAAGAUUUUCUUCUGUAAAAAUGUUGCCAGAACAUAAAGAUGCUGUGUUUGGUUCCUUUGAGUCAGUGAAAAGGGGGAACCAAGAGGAACAACCAGUCUAUGCACUAUUGCCCGAUGGACGACAAGCAGUUUUUCUAAAAUGUAUGACACCAAACAAUCCUGCAGUAUGUGAUGUUUUUCAAGAUAAUGCUUAUAAUCAAAACUGUCAACCAAAGAAAACAACUGGAGCCAUGCAACAAAAGCUUUUGCUGAAAAUAAAAACUUCUAAUGUAAUGGCUGGUAUAAGUCAGUCAACCAGCAAAUCGGUGCCCUCGCUACAAUUGGAGAGCACGCAGUCUCAUAAAAAUCCUGCACUAGCACAGAGACAAACUCUUCUUUCUUCUAGCGAUGCCUUAUUCUUACCAGGUAGAUUGAUGCCAGCAAAUGCCUCUUUGGCAAGCUCUAAUUCAACUUAUUCUGUACUUCCUGCAGAACCUGUACAUUCCACUAAGCCUAUGGGGGCACGGUCGCAGAGAUGUUCAGUUAAUUGUAGACAAAGUGUAAGCGCUAACAAAGGGAAUAGUUUUGACAGUCAAAAGUCCACGUGGAACACCAGAAACACAAUUUCAAAAGUCAAAACUCGGUUAAAACAAGCUUGUUCUGAAGCAGUGGUUUCACAAAGAAAGAAUUUCAAACGAAAAACGAAAGAUGAUUUUCAAGAGCCCCCUAGAAAAAAAAUAAUGUUGCACAGGAAAUGUAAGGAAAAGAAUCGGACUCAAGUUAUUACUGAAUCAGGUGGCCCACACAGACCAAGGGCAUCAAAAGAAACUGUGAGAACUUUAAAACUACUUCCUUUUAGUUCUAAGCAACUUGUAAAAUGUCCUCGGAGGAAUCAGCCAGUUGUCGUAUUGAACCAUCCUGAUGCAGAUGUUCCAGAAGUUGUCAAUGUAAUGAAAACAAUUAGUAAAUUCAAAGGACAUGUUCUUAAGGUUUCAUUGUCAAAGAGAACUAUAGAUGCUCUUUUGGAACCAGCGUAUUGCAGUGUUUUGGACAUAACUACUGAAAAUCUUUCUCAGAAGAGGCACAGGAUGAUUAAACCUAUAAGUCCUGUAAAAGAAAGAUUUGUGUUAAAAUUGACAUUGAAAAAGACAAGUAAAAACAAUUAUCAGAUUGUGAAAACUACCUCUGAUAAUACCCUGAAAGCUAAAUUUAGCUGCUGGUUUUGUGGUAGGAUAUUUGACAAUCAAGAUAAUUGGGUGGGACAUGGCCAGCGACAUCUAAUGGAAGCUACUCGGGAUUGGAAUUUGUUAGAUAAUGUUGCUGAAUGAAUGAAAAAAGCAAAAAAUUAACUACCAUACAGUACUCCUUUUUAAAGAGCCAAAUUAUGACACACAGGUUAUUUGUUUUAUAUUUUAGUAUCACUGAUAAAGUUUUAAAAUAAUUCAAAAUGGUUCUGUUUUAAAAGAGGAAUGGAUUUUUUUGAUGAUGCUGGACCUAGAGAAACAAAGAGCUUUGUGGGGUAGAUAUAAAAUUAAUGGCAAAUACAGUUCCAUAAAACUGCAUAUUAUUAUUAUUAUUUUUUUUUUGUUACUACUAUCAUGUCCUAUAUUUUUAUUCUCUAGACUAAGUCUUCAGGGGUUUGGUUGUGUACAUAUUUAAGAAACCUAAACAUGUAAAUAUUUUUAUAUUCAGUUAUUUGCUAUAAAUCUUGCACAGAAAUUUUCCUCGCCCUUCUUUCAGUUCUGUGCAUGCACUACUAAAAUUGAUUUAUAGGUUUUUCAACUACACACAGCUAUUAUCCUUGGGAUUUGUUUUGUUUUAAUUUCAGAUGUUUAGUUCUUGAGUUUGUUGUUUUCAGGGAUUGAACACUAUUGUUAGCAAGUGCCUAAAAGAUGUGAAGCAGUUUACAUUAUGUCAACUGUGUAACCAUUGGUCCAACUAGGGCCAUACCCCAAUAGUUUCAUUUAAACAAAGCCAUAUGUGAAUGCUUUAAGCUAUAUUGCUAUGCACAUGACACUUGUACUAUUUCUGUGCAGUUUGUCUACUUUCUUAGUGAAGUAUUUUUCAUAUAAAUUAAUAAACAUGUUACAAUUGUGUUUAAUACAUUGAGCCUGAGAAUGGAAUCAGUUGAAAAUAUACGGUAUGUGUGCAUAUAUAUAAUAUUCAUAAUGUAUAUAGUGUUUAAGAAUGAUGAACAUUCCUAAUUUGUAUUGACUCUCAUUAAAUUUGCUAUAACU